Molecule: messenger RNA, 2530 nt
Organism: Linum trigynum
Lineage: Eukaryota; Viridiplantae; Streptophyta; Magnoliopsida; Malpighiales; Linaceae
Source: the annotation of a GenBank genome assembly
CCGUUGUCAUGGACGUCUCCCGUCGAUGGACGCCUUCCGGUGAAUGGACGCCUCCCGGUGGUGGACGCCCCCGGGUAGGCUGGACGCCUUCCGGUGAAUGGACGCCUCCCGGUGGUGGACGCCCCCGGGUAGGCUGGACGCCUCCCGGUGUACUGGACCCUAGAAUGGGCUUGGGCCCAAGGUGAGACGCUUUGUGGUGGGCUUGGGCCCGUAUUAGGCGGGUUAAUACUAGACCCAACAUUUGCCCCUUUGCUUCUUGUAUUCUGUAAGAAUGGAAGGAGUAAAAUAAUGCGUUAAGGUGUAUUAACUUGCCUUACUUGUGAGUCCGCACGAUGAGGUUUUGCCCCUUGUGCGACCAUCGCUCGGUGAUGGAUGCCCCUGGUGAUGGACGCCUCCCGGUGGAUGAGACGCCUUCCGGUGAUGGACGCCUCUGGGUGACAGGAUGCCUCUUGGUAUGGACGCCCCCGAAUGGACUGAACCUUUGCGAGUCCAAACGAUGCGGUUUGCCCCUUGUGCGGCCAUCAUCUUUGCUUCUUUGUUUAGUAUUCGAUGUCUUGAGUUAGAGCUCUCAAGUCGUUUGAGAUUUCCCACUAGACCAUUGCUGAGCGUGCUAAUAUGUGAGCCGUAACUGUGAGCUGUAUGCGUUAAGCUAUUGGACCGCGAGAUGGGCAUGAGCUUGUGUGCAUGUUAAGCGUGAGUUGUUGGCUGAAUAUUAGGUGUUAGCUAUGUGUUAGGGAGGGUGGCCCCCCACGACUUGAGGGUUGUGACUCAAGACGUUGUUUGUGUCUUGGCGAUGUCGCACCUACUGGAGGCAGGAUCGUGUUUCUAGAUGUACCGAUGUCGCGCUUAUGGGUAAGCGGAAUUGGACUUCAAACACGGGUGGAAGCAUCACUCCGAGGUGGGAUGCAUUUUUCUUUGUAGGAGGUAGCUGCAGAAUGGUCCAAGUUCUUAGAGUCGCAUUCAGGUUCAUAGAGCGGUCUUGUAGCGUAGUGGUAUGCACUUCAACCCAUGAAUGUAGACCCGAUUCGAGGGCGGGCUGAAUCUUUCGUGAGACGCAGGACGUGAACUGUGAAGCCUCGACCCCAUGUAGCAGUGAAUAAUCCGGAUGUGUGAAGCGGACCGCCGUUGGUGGAGCAGAUUGGAUGCGAAGCGUGCUAACUGCUUUGACGGAUCGCCAGAGGCGGUUGUAGGUCAGAUGCAGUGUGCCGAGACGAUAAUUGCACAUGGGUGUGUCUUGUGAGGCGGUCUUAAUGAAGGCGUCUCACGAUGAUUGUCCCAGAUGCAUGGCAGGCUAAGGCGACCUUUGAAUCUGGACAGAGAUUGGGCUUUGUGGCAAAGCGGGGUUGAGAGUUUUAACUGUAAAUGCUCUUGUGUCUUACUAACGUCCUGCCCAUGUGUGUUGGGAGCUCAUGUGCCUUGUCAGUGUCCUACCCGUGUGAGGCAUGAUCAAGUUUUUCCUUCUUGCCGAUGUUGUCCCUACUAGGAGGUGUUCGGUGUUCUUACCUACUUGGAGGGGUUCUUCCUUCGAGCUCUUUGGGAAUUUUGGUCCUUCUUUCUGAGAAGAGCUUUAGUCUCCCUGCUUUCUGGGAAGAGUAGUUUGCCACCAACCUUGUGGGAGGCGCUCCGCCUUCCCACCUCAAAGGAGGCGCUCUGUCUUCCAGCCUGCUGAGAGGCCUGCGUUCUCGAGUUUAUCUUGGAGGUCGGGGAUGUAUUCGAGCAUCGCCUGGAGGUGCGAAGCAUUCCUUGGGGGAGCCUCGCUCGGAAGCAGUUUCCAAGCCUUGCCUGGAGGCAGAAGGCAUGAAUGAGAAUCGUUCCUCGGAGGGAGAAUUACCUGGAAGCGGGAAGCAUUUCCAAGAGGGUGCGUCGCUCGGAGGCGACCUGCGAGCCUUGUUCGAAAGUGGAAGGUGUGUGCCUUGUAUCCUGUUGGUAAGCACGAAUGUCUGUAGCACCUCGAAUGCGGUUUUGAGCAAUGCGGGCCUGCGGCUGGAAGUUGGAUGGGAGGUCAAACGUGUGCGACGCUAUGCGGGUUCGCGAGUUUUGGGGUUGGGUCACGUUUGGAUGAAAUUUGUAAAUGGCGCAAUGUUAGACUUUGAUGAAGGCAGGCAAUGUUAUGCGGUUACGGGCUUCAUCUUGGGGCGUGAUAGUUGCUAUGCGGUUCCUCUUUUGGGACGCGGUCUUUGAACGUCGAAUGCGAGUCUUGCGAGUAGCGGACCAAAUGAAGUAAGCGUAACCUCGGUCAGGAGGCAUGCACUCCUUUAUAGCCCAUUGUUGUCUUAGGCGUUAGCUAUGUGCUAGAUAGGGUGGCCCCCAUGAAUUGAGAGUUUUAGCUCAAGACGCUCGUGUGUAUCACCAGUACCACACCUUCUGUGAGGCGAGAUUGGUUUUGACGAUGUCACGCCUGCUGGAAGGCGGGAUCGGGUUUUUGCCGUUCUGUUGCUAUGCUUGGAGUAUCCAUGGUCGAAUCUAGUCGAACUCGUUUGUUAUGAGUCCUGGUGCGGCUCGCGGCAUAGAAUACAAGGUUGACUAGGCC